Phlebotomus papatasi is the source of this 1550-nucleotide messenger RNA. It is a transcript of the gene Pgam5, whose product is annotated as serine/threonine-protein phosphatase Pgam5, mitochondrial. NCBI's taxonomy places the organism in Eukaryota, Metazoa, Arthropoda, Insecta, Diptera, Psychodidae. The transcript has 5 exons. The record is from RefSeq and is a predicted model, not a curated record. Gene Ontology annotation, biological process: positive regulation of mitochondrial fission. Gene Ontology annotation, cellular component: mitochondrion. The coding region runs from base 1 to 1044 and encodes 347 amino acids.
AUGUCACAUACUACCAAAUUGUUUUCGAACAUAGUCGUCUCCGAAAAUAUCAAACAAAACGUGCGGUGUUUUUUUCUUAGGAGAUUUUCUGUGUUUUCCUGCUUUUUGAGUAUUUCACCAAUCUCCCUUUUUAAGUAUUACUUAUCUUAUCUUUCAGUGCAUCACUGUGAAUGUUUAAUUAAGCAAUUGAUGAUGACUUCCUGGUCGAGACUGCAAAAAAUCACAACGGUACUCUUUGGGGCCGUUGGUGGUGCAUCUGCCUACUAUUUUUACACGCGCAAACAAGAAACCAAUACAGUGUUCAACUCCUGGACAACAAAUUUCCAGGUUUCUCAGUGUGGAAAGUGGGACAGCAACUGGGAUCAUCGUGACCCAGCAUCCCUAGUGAAACCCCUGAAGAAAGAUUCUGAUACAACCGAUGAGAACAAGCACAAUGAAAAACUUGAGAAAGCCACCCCCAAAGUCAUUCGGCAUUUGAUUCUAAUCCGACAUGGGCAGUACAAUCAGUCUGGAGAAUCCGACUCCAAGCACUACCUAACGGAAAUUGGACGAAAGCAAGCUGCUUUCACGGGAGAUCGUCUCAAAGCCCUCCAAAUAAAUUGGGACAAGAUGAUCAAGUCCACUCUGCUGAGGGCUCAAGAGACUGGAUCAAUUAUAUCCACUUCUCUGCCUCAGGUCCCUGUUGAAAACUGUUCAUUGCUGGAGGAGGGUGCACCUAUCCCACCAGAACCCCCAAUUGGGCACUGGAAGCCAGAAUACUAUUUCUUUCAGGAUGGCGCCAGAAUUGAGACUGCUUUCCGGAAAUACUUCCAUCGAGCACUUCCUGAACAAACUAAAGAUUCGUACACUCUACUCGUUUGCCAUGCCAAUGUUAUCCGAUACUUCGUGUGCCGAGCUCUGCAGUUUCCUCCUGAAGCUUGGCUGAGAAUUUCUCUAAAUCAUGCAUCAAUAACAUGGAUCUCCAUUCUUCCAUCUGGACGUGUUCUGCUGCGAGGUCUUGGAGAUUCUGGCCAUAUUCCACCUGAAUACGUGACUUGCAGAUAAGCAACUUUUUUUUUCUUUUCUUUUAUUUCUCUCAAAAAUUUUAGGAUGAUUAGACAAUGAGAAUCUUUCCAAUUUGAAUCAUUAUCUUUUAUUUAUAGACACACUGAAAUUUUACACAAACAUUUUAAUAUUUUUAAUUUCAAUUGUGUUGUGUAAAGAUAUUUUUCAAAGAGUUUUUUUUUACAUCAAAAUUUUCGAAAUAGAAUUGAUCAAAUUUAAUGGAGAUUUAAAGAGAAAAAAAUAAAUAAAUAUUUUUGGUACAAAGUUGAAAUUCAACAUUUGUGCCGCCUUACAUUUAAAAUUCGAGCCCAUAAAUAGUGUCAAUUUGCGCUAUAUUUCUCAUAAGUUUACGAUACAUUUUCUUUAAUUUGUCUUUUAAUUUGUUAAGAUUUUUUUUUGAUUUGAUUUAUCAUUUAAUAGUGAUCAUUUAUGAUUUUCAAUACGAUUAAAAUUGUCACACGCAAAAAGUUGUACGAGCAAAUAGGACGAUAAAAUGUUAAUCCUCA